Aspergillus glaucus CBS 516.65 is the source of this 3577-nucleotide messenger RNA. It is a transcript of the gene cyc8, whose product is annotated as putative transcriptional corepressor Cyc8. Lineage: Eukaryota; Fungi; Ascomycota; Eurotiomycetes; Eurotiales; Aspergillaceae. Gene Ontology annotation, molecular function: protein binding; RNA polymerase II cis-regulatory region sequence-specific DNA binding; chromatin DNA binding. The coding region runs from base 436 to 3135 and encodes 899 amino acids. The record is from RefSeq and is a predicted model, not a curated record. Gene Ontology annotation, biological process: regulation of gene expression. The transcript has 6 exons.
UUUUUUUUUUUUUUUUUUUUUUUUUUUUUGAACUUGUUCGUGUGAAUUGGUGCGCCUGCACCGCCGCCUGCCAACUCCGACACACCUGACCGCGGCGCUCUGGAAGUGCGAUCAGUCGCGUUCCUUUUCAGCUGAAUUCGAGUAAACGUGUCCAAAAUAUAUUUUCCUCAAUUUCGCAACCAUCUCCGGUUCCUUCGGUAUUUGUGCGAUUGGGCGCGAAACAACACAGCCAAAUCGGGCCUUGACACACAUACACACCGACACGAGACAGAGUCAAACCGUAGGUUCCCGCGCAACACCUUGGGACUCCCUGGACUGUGCAACUCUGACUAGUGACACGCGCACCGCAUUGCAUCACCGUGUCGCAGAGUCCCUGAUCGGUCGACUUGGACGGUAGCGCAAGCCAUUCCAAAAAAAGGACCCUUCUCGGACAAUAUGGCUCACACUCAGCCGUCACCCACCGGGGCUGUCACCCCUCAUCAUGCCCACAUCGCGGCUCAUGCUCAAGUCAAUGGCCACAUUCCCCUGCAAUCGCAGGGCCAAAAGGGCCCGCCGCUGAACACCGCGCAGAAAAUCGCCGCGCUCAAUGAGCAGGUCUGGCUUCAAAUCGGCAGCUUGACGGAAUUGAUGGGCGAUCUCGAAGGCGCCAUGAACGCGUAUGAACAGGCACUGCGACAUAACCAGUGGUCCAUUCCUGCGAUGAACGCCAUUUCGUGCAUUCUUCGAACCAAAGAACAAUUCGCCAAGGCAGUUGAAUAUCUCCAAAAUAUUUUGAAAUUGGAUCCGACGAGCGGGGAAACCUGGGGCAGCUUGGGCCACUGUCAUCUGAUGAUGGACAAUCUGCAAGAUGCGUAUACCUCCUACCAACAAGCCCUGUAUCACCUUCGGGAUCCUAAGGAGCCGAAACUCUGGUAUGGAAUUGGUAUACUCUACGACCGCUACGGUUCUCUCGACCAUGCCGAGGAGGCUUUUUCCCAGGUUAUGCGUAUGGCCCCGGACUUUGAAAAAGCCAACGAAAUCUACUUUCGCUUGGGCAUAAUAUACAAGCAGCAGCAAAAGUUCAGCAACAGUCUGGAGUGCUUCAAGUAUAUCGUCAACGACCCUCCUCGCCCUCUUACUGAGGAGGAUAUUUGGUUCCAGAUUGGCCACGUUCAUGAACAGCAGAAGGAUUUCGAAUCGGCCCAGGCUGCCUACCGACGAGUGUUGGACCGUGACCCCAACCAUGCCAAGGUCUUGCAGCAACUCGGCUGGCUUUACCACCAGCAGAGCGCUAGCUAUGCAAGCCAAGAAAAGGCCAUUGAAUACCUUGAGAAGUCGGUUAACGCAGACAACACUGACGCACAGAGUUGGUAUCUACUUGGCCGUUGUUACAUGUCGCAGGCCAAGUACCCCAAGGCGUACGAAGCUUACCAGCAAGCCGUCUACCGCGAUGGACGGAACCCUACCUUCUGGUGCUCGAUUGGUGUGCUCUACUACCAAAUCAACCAGUACCGUGAUGCCUUGGACGCCUACUCUCGUGCUAUCCGUCUGAACCCGUACAUCUCGGAAGUUUGGUAUGAUCUUGGUACUCUGUACGAAUCCUGCAACAACCAAAUUGCCGAUGCUCUUGACGCCUAUGGCCGCGCUGCCGAUCUUGAUCCCGCGAACGUUCACAUCAAGGCACGCUUGCAACUGCUCCAGAGCCAGCUUUCAGGAUCCAACCAGAGCAGUGCUCCUCCUCAGCCGCAGGAUGUCCAUCCCCAAGCCUAUCAGACUGGUGUUGGCGGUCCUCCGCAAUGGGGUGCGCCGGCUCCCACUGGCGGUCCUCCUCCGCAGCCUCCGGCCCCUCCCAGGCAGAUUGCGGAUUGGAACCGCGGCAUCAAUGAACUCCAAUCACAUGCUCAAGCUCAAGCUCAGGCGCAAGCUCAGGCUGCCCACGCUGCUCAGGCUCAAGCCCAAGCCCAAGCCCAAGCCCAAGCCCAAGCCCAGGCGCAAGCUCAAGCUCAGGCACAGGCACAGGCACAGGCACAGGCUCAAGCCCAAGCCCAGGCACAAGCGCAGGCGCAGGCUCAGGCUCAGGUCCAAGCUGCCAAUGGCUUCGAUCACCGUGAUGCUGUCCGUGGCCCGGCCCAACCUAGCCCGCGCCAGGAGCCCGGCAGGGUGUUCCCCGAUGCCGUCCGCGCCCCAUCUGCCGUUCGUUCUCCCAAGACGGCCAUGGCCGGCGCGUAUCAUUUGCCUCAAAUCACCAACGCUCCCGCACCAUCCCACGAGCGAGUCCCCAGCGGUUCGGGUGCCUUCCCAUCCGCCACCCGCGGACCCUUGCCCCCUGCUGCUGCUCCCAGCGGUCCUGGUGCGCCUAGCGGUCCUCCUUCGUCUGGCCCGAUGCCUCCUUACCACCGACCGUUCUCUCCAAACCCAGAUAUCCGGCCAAUUCGCGAUGAGCGGCCUUCUUCGCCUGGCUCGACUUAUCCCCACCAACAGUUCCACUAUGGUCCUAUCCCAGCAAGCGGCAACAGUGGCAUCGCAGGGGGUGCUCCGCCGCCGGCAUCCGCGAUCGCCGCCGCCGAAGCAGCUGCUCGGGAGCGUGAGGAUCGUCCCGCGUCGGCAAUGAAGCGUAGCAGGGAAUGGGAAGCUGAUACUGGUCCUAUCAAGAAGAUCGCCAAUGAAGAGAGCCGUGCUCGUCUCGACGACCAAGCCAGUCGUCGCGUCACCCCACCCAACCGCAUGCCGUCCCCCGGAGAAAUGCAGCGCCGCAGCUCAUCGGAAGCUAGACGCGAGGAGCAGCGUCGCGCGAACGAAGAGUACCAUCCGUCCGAGGCCGCCCAUCAUCCCCCGACGCUUCCAUCCAUCCAACACAUGCCCCCUCAAUCCGGCUCGAGUCUUCCUCCCAUGGCUGAGAGCUCUGCUCCAGCCUCGAACGGAUCUCAGUCUGGACCGCCGUCGGCUCAGGUCAAGGAGGAGCCUGCUCGCCCCGAACAGCCUCCUGCCCACGAGCCUGCCGCGCGGAAGAUGGACGUGGAUGAAGAUUAUGAUGACGAUGGCGAUGAUGAGAAGCGGGCCAGCACUGCCGCCAAGGGAAGCCCCAACGGUAGCAAUGCCAACGGCAACAGCAACGGUGUGCAAUCUUCUCAGGCUAAGCAGGAGCCCGCAGCUUAAGAAACCCCUGUUAUAUACUCAAUUCUCUUUUCUCUUCUCACUCCCUUGAUGUACACGGUUGACGGAAGCGGGCUUUAAAUAGGUGUUUUAAGUGAUUUCUGUUUUUGGUUGGAUGGAAAGCAAGAACUUUGAAUGAAUAUGAUGAGAAAAACUUUGUAUUCAUUCAUUACCCUACGCGGAUGUCUCUUUUUGUUUCAUUUUUCAUUAUCUACUUCCCUUCUUUUCUUCUCUUUUCUUCUUGUCCUCUUUUUUUGUACUUUACGUUUUGGCCUGGCAUUUGUGGCGAAGCCACGGUGGCGGCUUGUGGCUCAAUGUUUGAUCUUUUCAUAUCCAAAUUUUCUUUUCUCCCAUGUGUGGGGGGCUAUCUGUUUUAGUUUGAGUUGUUUGAUUCUCUGUGAAUGCUUGAUAUUACCCUUGGAAAUGAAAUCGCUAUACUAUUACC